Molecule: messenger RNA, 8182 nt
Organism: Loxodonta africana (African savanna elephant)
Lineage: Eukaryota; Metazoa; Chordata; Mammalia; Proboscidea; Elephantidae
Gene: ZBTB25
Product: zinc finger and BTB domain containing 25
Exons: 3
Coding region: 4509-5816 (435 amino acids)
Biological process (GO): regulation of transcription by RNA polymerase II
Cellular component (GO): nucleus
Molecular function (GO): protein binding; DNA-binding transcription factor activity, RNA polymerase II-specific
Source: RefSeq, a predicted model, not a curated record
UCUUCUCUCUGCAAAUAGAUGGACUUCAGAUUUUGUAAAUCAGUCAGUACCAUCUAAAAGAGUACUCACAAAUUCCCUCUCCCCACCUCAGCCAUCUCCUUUUCAUUAUCAGAAAAGCUGCUGCACUUACACUUACGAUUGCAUCCCUUUUAGCUUUUCUUCCUAGGCUCUGCUCCCCUUCAGCCUAAAAGUCUCCCUUUGAUCUGCAGUACCCUCAAUGUCCUAUUUUAUCUGUGCCUUCCCUUCAUGACCUUUGCUUCUAAAAACCCCUUGCAGUCAGAUAUUUUGCCCUCAUUAUAUUCCUGAGCUGUUGUCAGAGGUCUCCAGAAACUUCUUAUUCACCACAAUUGAGCGUGUUUGCAAUGGGCCUCAUUCCUGUGUUUCUCUGUAGCAUUUUAUACCAUCUUUGCCUCCUCCCAAGUUCUUGCCUGCCUUCCUUUCUCUUGCCCUCAAGUGGCAGUGUUUUCUGAUGUCUCCUGUUUUCUCUUACUGUGUCUUUUCUGUGUUUUCCAAUGAUUCAUUCUUAGCUUUUUUUCCCACUCAUUUCGCUCUAUAGUCCCAUCCAUUCUUUGUGACUUUAUCAUUUCAGAGGCCUCUUCUCUCUCCAACCCUUCCCUCUCUAGAUCCCCAAUCCUGUAUAUUGCUUUCAAUGAUCACUAAACAUUUCUGUGUAAGUGUCCGGGGGAUAGACAUCUCAAACUCGCUACGUCCAAAAUAGAACUUCUGUCUACCAAGCCAGUUUCUGUGCCUCUUUUCUGGCAUUUUGGGACCCUACCUUUAUAGCAACACCUAGCACAGGGCAGUUUCUCUGCAAAUAUGAGUUGAAGGAAUGAAUGGAUUCUUCCAUAUGAGUAGGUUGGAAUUCUGAGACUCACCUUUGACUUUAUCUCUGUAGCUGAUCAUACCCAUCUGCUACCAAGUCACGUGAGUUCUACAUCUGGUGUAUUUCUUGCAGCUCCUCCUUCAUUCCCACUGUCAUUACUUGAAUAUUGCAGUAGCCCCCUUGUUGGUCUUUCUCCAUACCUUUCCCUUGCUGAUCUUCUUAAUAUAUUGCUGCUAUAGUAAUCUUGAAUCACAGCCCUAUGAUCUGGGGUUGGUGGUGAUGAUGAUAACUUGUAUUUAUUGAACAAGUUAUCCCCCACUGUUCUAAGUGCUUUUGUGUACAUUAUCUUAUUAACUCCAUAGGACAACCCAUAAAGUAGUUACUUGAUAAAUGAAGAAACUGAGACCCAGAGAGUUAAGUAUCUUGUUAAGAUCACACAGCUAGUAAGUGGUAGAGCUGGAAUUUAAAUCCAGAGUCUGAGCUAUAACUACUAUUGCUAUUCUCCCUCCCAUAAAAUAAGUAAUUAUCAUGCUGUUCUUACUGAAACGUCUUACAUAGUUCUCAAUUCUGAACAGAACUAGAGGAACUUCUAGUCUUACAUUCAGUACCCUCUGUGAGCUAACCCCAUCUCAUUAUUUCCUUCUUCUUUUGUUUUUAUUCCAUGCCAAACUGGAUAGUUCUAUUACCUAUAUAUUUAUACUCCUCCCUAUACUUUUACUCAUUCUAUUUUUUCUGCCUGGAAGCUGUGCUCAUUUUCUGCCUUUUCAUCUAAGUCCGUGCAAAUGCCUUUUUUUCCGCUGGGUCACCUGUUAUUUAUUUCCCCCUCAGUGUGUUCUCUGAACUGCUUUUAUGGCACUUAUCACUUUUGACUUCAUAUUGUAAUUACUAUGUUUUAUCUCCCCUAUUAGCCUGUAAUCUUCUUGAGUGCAGGACCUGUGUCUGAUUUUUUUUUCCUAUCCCUGUGCUUUGCACAAUGCAUGCUUUCAAGUAUUUUUUCUUUAUUAAAUUUCUCUCAAAAAUGUUGAAUAAGUGAAGAAUCACUGUUACUCAUAGACCAUUAACCACGAGAUUCUUAUAUGUACAACUUCUUUAGUCUGCCGUUUCUCAUUUCUAUAAGGCUCAAUGAUUCAUUAUACUAAUGGAUUACUACAUAUAGGAAGAACUGGAGAAAAUGUUCAUGAUCUGAGGGAUGGUUGGUUGGUUGUUUUUUGAGACAAUUUGUAAGGCUAAUUUAAGGUACUUCCAUUUGAGCUAUUUCACUGAUUCUAAGAUACUUUUUUUAUAUACUGAAAUUUCUGUUAGAGUUUUAUUUUGUAUUUUUAAUCUCCCUGUAAAUUGAUGGUGUUAGAAUUCAGAGAGUGUGGUAAAUACAGUAAGUAGUGAUCUCUUAGUUAAAUGGCCUCUUGGAACAAUACCCACAAUUUGGGUUUUUGUUUAUAUUCUUAGAACAUGGGAUCAAUUCUCUGUAGAUUUUGUUCUUAUUAUUCUUAUUUUAGUGCUGCUUGAAAGCUGCUAAAGGGGGAUGGUAAGGGUCAGAGUUUUGUUUUAAUUGGAGGAGGGUGGGGAAGCUAUUAUGUUUGAAUAUAUAGGGUUCUUAAAAGUAAUGAAUGAAUGUAGAGUUUUAAAAGAAGACAAGUUGCAAGAUUCCUAAAGUAUAAUAUUAAUUAUAUAAAGUUGUUAAACAUGCAGAAGGAUACUAUACUUUGUUUAGGGAUAUAUGCAUAUGCAGAAAGAAUGUGAUGAUGUACAAGGGAAUCAUAAAACCAAAUUCAGGAUGGUGGUUGUCUUUGGAGGCAGGGUGAGUGGGAGGACAGAAUGAGGGAGACAGGCCAAGGGGUUUCCACUAUGUUUGUAAUAUUGACUUUCUGUGCUGAAUAGUGGUUGGGUGGGUGGGGGUUUGUUACAUUGUUCUCUGUACCUAUGUGUCUGAAAUAUUUCAUAAUUUUAAAAAUGAAGAGGGAAAAGGGGGUAUAUGUAGGUAUGUAUUUAUGAUAUUAAACUUCAAUAAAAAGGUUUUAAAAGUUCAAACAGUAUAGUUCCCCAUUCGCCCUUGACCACCUACUCCCCAGCUGUCCUCCCAGAAGUGAACAUUUUAGUGGUUUCUUUGAAUCUUUCCAGAGGUAUGUACAUAAACAAUUCCUCCCCCACCUUUUAAAAAAAAUAACUGUUCCUUUUACAUAAAUAAUAGUCUUCUCUAUACAAUUUCACACUUUGCUUUUUUCUCUUAAUAAUAUAUCUUGGAGAUGAGGAACAAUCAGUACAUCAAAUAUGCAGGUUUUAAUAAAAAAUAGAUUUAGCAUUUUUAUCAGUAAUAAUUACUAUUAUCUUCACCAACUAUAUUCUAGACUUCACCCACUAAUAAGCAUGAUGUUUUGAUGUCUCACAUUUGCUUAGCCAGCAGGAAACCCAGAUUUCUCCUUGAUUCCAAAUAUUCCUGAGGCUUCCCAGAGGUGCCUUUAUCUGUAACCUGACUGUUCUGUAGCUUCUUCCAGUUUGUGGGUGCUAUGUAAGGUCAUGUUCCCUCUGGGAGUUGGGGAGGGAAGAAAUUUGGGUCUGGAGCCAGAGUGCACGGGUUUGAAUCCCCUGCUCUGCGGUGUCACCUUGGGUAAAUUACUUAUCUGUGCUGAUUGAGUUUCUUCAUCUGUAAAAUGCAUUUAAUAUUCUCUUUCAAGUAGGAUUGUAUUGAGAGUUAAAUGAGUGAACAGUGCCUGGUACAUCCCAAGCCAAACUCACUGCCAUCAAGUGGAUUCUGACUCAUAGUGACCCGUAGGACAGAGUAGAGCUGCCUCACAGGGUUUCCAAGGCUGUGAUCUUUAUGGAAGCAGACUACCACGUCUUUUUCCUGUGGAGCGGCUGGUGGGUUCGAACCGCUGACCUUUCCAGUUAGCAGCUGAGCACUUAAGCACUGGGUCACCAGGGCUCCUUGCCUGAUACAUAUUAAGCACUAUAAAGUAUUAGUAUAGCUAUUUUUAUUAUGUAAUGGAUCACUCAGCUGUCUGCUGCUCAAGCUACUGCCCAUCUCCAGACAGCUGAUCUCCUUAGACUUUGGUCUCUCUGGCAAGUAAGGAAGCCUCGCUGUCUUUUCAGGAUCUGCUCUUUCAUAGGAGGUUCUCCCAGCCACCCCGCAAUGCCCUUUAUACCACAGCCACCUUCUCCUUCAAGCACCAGGGCUCUCUGCACAGUUAGGGUGGGGAAGGUGGGGAAGUACAGCCUCCUACCUGCCUGGAAUCAUGGCACUCUUCAAUGUCCAGGCCUUGCUGCUCCAUUGGCGGCUCAACCAGAAUUCUUCUGCACGUUCUUGCCUAUGCAUGACCUUCCCCCCUCCCCGAAACCCAGUUGUCCCAUCCUGCAUUCAGCUUACUUUGGAGACCUCCAUGUUUGUACGUGUCUGAAGCUAGUUAAGAUCAGGACUCAGGUUCUUUUCCAUAAGGCUCCUGAGCCCCCAUGUAAAUCAGGGGCGUUGGCUUGGCAUCUAUUUUAAGGGUUCCUGAACUUACUGUGACUGCUAAGUUCCCCAAACAUUCUGUGAUAGUUUGCAGGCCAGGGCCCCUCCCAUGAGCACACAGGAUCCCUAGGGAGUAGUGACAGCUGUAGCCCAGCCAGGGCACCCUGUUACAUUGUUAACAUUUAUAGCUAACAUUUGAAUUGUAGUUUGCAAGUUUACAAUGUGCUUUUCACAGCCACAAUGGACACUGCUAGCCAUAGCCUUGUCCUUCUGCAGCAACUGAACAUGCAGCGAGAAUUUGGUUUUCUGUGUGAUUGCACCGUUGCCAUUGGAGAUGUUUACUUCAAAGCCCACAGAGCAGUGCUGGCUGCUUUUUCUAACUAUUUCAAGAUGAUAUUUAUUCACCAAACAAGUGAAUGCAUAAAAAUACAACCAACUGACAUCCAACCCGACAUAUUCAGCUAUUUGUUGCACAUUAUGUAUACGGGGAAAGGGCCAAAACAGAUUGUGGAUCAUAGUCGUUUGGAGGAAGGGAUUCGAUUUCUUCACGCUGACUACCUCUCUCAUAUCGCGACUGAGAUGAAUCAGGUAUUCUCACCAGAGACUGUACAGUCCUCAAAUCUGUAUGGCAUUCAGAUCUCAACGACCCAAAAAACAGCUGUCAAACAUGGGCUGGAGGUCAAAGAAGCUCCUCCCAGUAACAGUGGAAACAGAGCUGCUGCCCAGAGUGACCACCCCCAGUUGCAGCUCUCUCUUGCAAUUGGGCUGGACGAUGGCACUGCAGACCAGCAGAGGGCCCAUCCUGCGGCCCAGGCCUUGGAGGAGCACCAGAAGCCCCCAGUGUCUGUCAAGCAGGAGAGAUGUGACCCAGAAUCUGUGAUCUCCCAGAGUCACACCUCACCCUCUUCAGAGGUGACAGGCCCCACUUUCACCGAAAGCAGUAUCAAAAUACACUUAUGCCAUUAUUGUGGGGAACGUUUUGAUUCCCGUAAUAACCUCAGGCAACACCUCCAUACACACGUGUCUGGAUCCCUCCCAUUUGGUGUCCCAGCCUCCAUUCUGGAAAGUAAUGACCUUGGUGAAGUACAUCCCCUCAGUGAAAAUAGCGAGGUUCCUGAAUGCCCCAGGCUCAGCUCCUUCAUUGUCAAGGAGAAUGAACAGCAGCCUGACCACUCAAACCGAGGCACCACAGAGCCUUUGCAGAUCAGUCAAGUGUCUUUGAUCUCCAAAGACACGGAGCCAGUAGAAUUAAACUGUAAUUUUUCUUUUUCAAGGAAAAGAAAAAUCAGCUGUACCAUCUGUGGUCAUAAAUUUCUCCGAAAGAGCCAAUUGCUGGAACACAUGUAUACACACAAAGGUAAAUCUUACAGAUACAACCAGUGCCAAAGGUUUGGUAAUGCACUGGCCCAGAGAUUUCAGCCAUGUUGCGACAGCUGGUCUGAUGUCCCCGUGAAAAGCUCUCGCUUGUCGCAAGACCACUUAGACUCGUCUUGUGCCUUACAGCCGGAGCUCACACAAGAAAAUGUGGAUACUAUCCUAGUUGAAUAGCAGCUUCUUCAGAAUUUUUAUACCAGUUCUGAAAAAGCAAAUUCACAUGGCAUUUUUUAAUUCAUAAAUUAUUUUCCUCAAGUUCUAUUGACUUUUUUUUCUUUUGUACCAUUUACCCGUAGUUUUAAAAUUGUAUAUAUUAGAUCUUAUUAUGACAUAUUAAUACAUGGUUAUUAAAAUGUAAUCUUCAGUUAGGGCUGCAAACUUUCCAUAAGUUAAAUCACAAUUUAGAAAUGACUGUAGAAAUAUGAAAACUUUAGAGUGAAUAAUUAUAGAAUUUCUACAGUAUUCUGGAUUAUAGAGCCAGUAAAAUCAAACAAUAUAUAAGUAAAUGAAAUCUGUUUUAAAGAAUAUUCCAGAUGACCACUUUUGACUAUUUCACAUGAAUUAAGCCCCUAUAAAGGAUUAUUUCAAAAUAUUUUCUGCCAUUAAGGAAAUUAAUAGUUAUUUUAAUGCAUACCAAGUCAUGCAUAACUUUAAGAUUACCUUUUACUUACUAGCUCUGUAACAUACGACAUUUCUCAGCAUUGCGCAUACCUCAUUUUUAAUGAAAAAAUAAAGGGAAAAGGGUCAGAGAGACAUAAAAAAUUUAGAGAGAGAACAGUAGGCUACACUGGCACAGAGAAGCACACAGAGAGGAAGGUUCACAUAGACCUGCACUGACUGACACCCCAGCCUUGUCACCUUAGAGUGUUUUCUUAAAGACCUUAAAGCAGUUUGAGAUUUUUACCACCACAGGUUUAUAUGAGUUUAAAGAGGAUAAUGAUACAAUACAAAUCAUCUUUCUACCCUCAGUGUCAGAGGAUUUUCAAGGUAGCCUGGGUUGAUGUUAAUUUUCUAAAAAUGGCUUGAAGAAAUAAGUUUUCACUUUUUUCGGGCUCUCAAGCCAGCAGAUUGGACACAUUCAGUGUUCUAGAACCAUGUUUAAAACCAUCAUUAUAGAUUUCCCUCUGUGAGUAAACUUAACUCCCUUUUAUAAUGGUGGAACUUACAGAGCUAAAGAAGAAAAGCUAAAGUUGAUGGAAUGAUAAAUUAUCUUUCUCUUUUCUUCCGGGAAAUAGCUGGUCUAACUCCACCACAAAGAAUGGAUCUAAAUUGUUCCUGAAAUUUUUUAAUUUCAAAUACUAGGCACAGCCGACAAAAGACAGGCUCCAAAAUAACCUCAUCUUUUUUGUAUCUUGCCCUGCUGUUAAAUUCUAAGUCUCACAAAUAUUUUAAUAAAUCUAAUAAAUUGGUCUGUGAGGUUUAGAAUUUAACCACUUGUAAAAACUCUUGGUGUGCACUCCUGACUGAACGCUUCUGAGGACGCUUCCUGACAUACUCAACAGCAUCAGUGUUCAGUCAGGAGUGCACUCAAAGAGCAGCACAGCUAGUUCUAGGGAUGCAAAGGUUUUCUCUGGGUAAACAGUGAGUUUUGGUGAAUUACAGAGUGAUGUGAGGGGAACUUUGGAGAGCAGGUUAGCAGUUGAGUUUCUGCCUUAAAAAAAGUGAGCAAAGCCUUCUAGGGUGGAGAUUGAUGUGUGUGGAGAGCAAAAACAGCUAGCUGGGGAUAUAGGAUCAGAUUUGUUGAGGUGGUUAAAACAAAUGUGUCAGAACUUCAUCCAGCCUUAAGCUUUUUUCUACCAAAUCAUUGAAGCAAUUAUUCAAACUCAUACUGCCCUCGAAGAUUUCAUCUCAUAUGUGUCUGUGCCACACUUGAUUACUUAGGAGAUCGUACUCCAGAUGCAGUUGACAUUAACUGUCACCAACGCCUCUGUUUUGUGCCAAAGUGAUUUUGUCGGAUUAGAUUAAAUAUCAGCUCAAAGUACCUUAAAAGAAACUUGGAUUACAAAAAUGUAUACAAUAAAAAAGGCCCAGUAAAGAAAUCUUCAAAAUACAGGUACACAAAUAUUAACACUGAUGUCAUGUAUCUUAGGCUAUUCAGGAUAAACUCACUAGCCACCUUCAAGUAAAAUUUUAUUGUUCUCAUUCAGAUAACAAUUUUCCUGGUUUUCCUCUUAGAUAUUUUUUCCUACUUGCCCAGUCAUUAGUCCUUGACAUGGGAAAUGUGUAGCUAAUGGGUGGGAAUUAGGGACGUAUAAAGGUUGGGGGGUACAGCAGCAAUUCAGGGCAGAGUCUAGAGAAAUGGUAAGAUUUGCUGUGGCCACUUGGCCAUGAUGAAAACUAAUUUCAAGCAAUAGUAUAUCUAUGUGUGUUCGCAGUUAAGAAAAGAGUGAUUAACUGUGUUUUUAUUCUUAUUCAUGUGCUUCCUUUUAAUGUUAGGAAUUCAAAGCAAAUGUUCUUUCCUUAAUCUUAUAACAUUCUGUUUCAGGAAGUAGAAGAAUGUUAACUUCAUUUUGCAAAAAAAAAAAAAAAAAAACCCAAAA